AUGGAAUGCAGGAAGUUCGAGAUCACCCUUGUUUCAGCUCGAAAUCUUGAGGUACGAGAAACACACAAAAUGAAGGUUUACGCAAAGAUUUCAAUUGCAGGCGAUCCCAACAUGGAGAAAAGAACCCCAGUGGACAAGAAAGGGCGGGCCAACCCAGCAUGGAACUUCACCACUAUAUGCAUAAUAGGGAAGCAGGCUGUUGAACAUGAUGGUGUUUUGCUUGUGAUCACAUUAUACUGCAGCCGGACCUUUGGAGACCAAUGUAUUGGGGAAGUAUGUGUAUCGUUCAAGGAACUCUUUAAUCGGGAAAGGACACUUUGGGGUCGCCUGAGAACACCUUUUAGUUCUCCAAAGGGAGUUGGAGUUGGCAAGACAGUGAAUUACCCCGUGAAGAAUGGUGGUUCUAACUCAGGAGGAGUGCUGAAAUUUUCGUACAGAUUCGGGGAAGUAGUGAUUGUUGAUCAAACAUCCGGCCGGAAAAGUACUUUGGCGUCUGUAGCCCAGUGGGUGGUGCUGAUUAUAACAGUUGUGACUGGAGUAGAUCUGCCGAUUGAUAUUCCAUUUUCUUGGAAGAUGUUUCAUGAGGUGUAG
Messenger RNA from Vitis vinifera (wine grape), 591 nucleotides. RefSeq lists its product as hypothetical. The coding region runs from base 1 to 591 and encodes 196 amino acids. The transcript has a single exon. Gene Ontology annotation, biological process: defense response. The record is from RefSeq and is a predicted model, not a curated record. NCBI's taxonomy places the organism in Eukaryota, Viridiplantae, Streptophyta, Magnoliopsida, Vitales, Vitaceae.